AUGAGAGAGGUGUGGAGUGGCAUGACGACCAUCACUGGUUUCAAACCAAGAAACAGCAGAGGAGCUGAUGGAAGUGUGGAAUGGGCGAAUGAGCUGAACCUGUUCUUUAACAGAUUUGACGAAGUGACCCCAGCUCACCCCCAAACAGACUCUUCUGCAGCACAAUGGCAACCAUCAACUCCACUCUCUCUCCCUCCCCCCUCCUCCUCUGAAUCCCCUGACUGCACUUAUCAAGGAAGCACAUACACCCCUCCCCCACCUGACUCCCCCACACUGAGCUUCACUGCUGACCAGGUGAGAAGACAGCUGAACAGACUCCAUGCAGGCAAGUCUGCAGGCCCAGACGGCGUGAGCCCAAGGGCCCUGAAGACCUGUGCCCCCCAGCUAUGUGGAGUUUUUCAUUAUGUCUUCAACAUGAGUCUCAGUCUUCAGAGGGUCCCAAUGCUGUCGAAGACGUCAUGCCUCGUCCCUGUACCGAAGACGCCGCGCCCUAGCGACCUCAGGGAUUACAGGCCUGUUGCACUGACGUCACACAUCAUGAAGACUCUGGAGAGACUCAUCCUGGAGCAGCUCCGGCCUAUGGUUCAGCCACUUAUGGACCCCCUUCAAUUCGCCUACCAGCCCCGUCUCGGAGUGGAUGAUGCCAUCAUCUACCUGCUCAACAGAGUCUACACCCACCUGGACAAGCCGGCGAGCACUGUGAGGGUCAUGUUUUUUGAUUUCUCCAGUGCGUUUGACACCAUCAGGCCGACUCUGCUGGGUGAGAAGCUGAUGGCGAUGAGGGUAGAUGCCCCACUGGUGUCCUGGAUUGUGGACUACCUGACUGGCAGACCACAGUAUGUGCACUUGCAGUGCUGUGGUGAUGAGAGUGAGUACAGGACGGUUGUGGACAACUUUGUCACAUGGAGCAAGAGAAACCACCUGCAGCUCAAUGUGAUGAAGACAAAAGAACUGGUGGUGAACUUGAGGAGGACCAAGGCUACAGUGACCCCUGUCAACAUUCAAGGGGUCAAUGUGGACAUGGUGGAGGAGUACAGCUUAGCUGGUGGUUGUCUGGCCUCAGAAUUGUCUUUUCUGCUGGAGCCCAGUGAUGUAAUUGCAGUGAGGGAUCGCCCACUCAUGCUGGACUGUCGGGUACAAGGCGAGGAACCGAUCACGGUUACGUGGCGUAAAAAUGGGGUGCCUUUACUCACCAGCCCUCGGGUCCGAGUGCUGGAAAAUGGCACGCUGUUCAUCCAAAGCUUCCAGAAACGCAGAGAGGGCAGCGACGCUGACAUGGGCGAGUACGACUGUGCUGCCCAAAAUCACUAUGGCAUGCUCGUCAGCCGCAGGGCCAAAGUCCUUUUGGCAUCUCUUCCUAAAUUCCACACCCACCCAGUGUCCAUGUCAGUGGAUGAGGGAGGCGUUGCUCGUUUCCAGUGUCAGAUCAACGGAGUGCCCGAGGCCAACAUCACCUGGGAGAAAGACAGAGUACCACUCAACACCACUGACAAUAGGUACACUCUCCUGCCAAUGGGCAUUCUCCAGGUGACAGGCGUGAGACAGGUGGACACUGGGGUUUUCCGAUGUGUGGCCACCAAUCCAGCCAACACUCGCUACAGCCAUGAAGCCGUGCUCAAUGUCACUGGUGGAGCUCCCAGAAUCUAUAAGGAGCCAGUCAUCCUGUCAGGACCCCAGAAUCUGACCAUCACUGUCCAUCAGACAGCUAUCUUGGAGUGCAUCGCCACAGGAAACCCAAGGCCCAUUGUUUCCUGGAGCAGGCUAGAUGGACGCUCCAUUGGGGUGGAGGGUAUCCAGGUUCUGGGGACGGGGAACCUGAUGAUCUCAGAUGUUUCCCUGCAGCACUCUGGUGUGUAUGUGUGUGCUGCCAAUCGGCCUGGCACCAGAAUGAGACGUACUGCACUCGGACGACUCGUGGUACAAGCUCCUCCCGAGUUCCUGCAGUGGCCACAAUCUGUGUCCAAACCAGCAGGGGGCAGUGCUGUGUUCACCUGUGUGGCCCAGGGCGUCCCCGAGCCUCACCUCAUCUGGCUAAAGAACGGCAAGGUCCUGAUGCCCGGACACAACGUUAAGCUGACCAACAAUAACAGCACUCUGGCUCUGACCCGUAUCAGCUCAGAGGAUGAGGCCAUCUACCAGUGCAUUGCCGAGAACAGUGCCGGGACCAACCAGGCCAGCGCCCGUCUGGCUGUGGCCCAGGCUAAAGACCUGCCCGCCACCCCCCAGGGCCUCAAAGCCAGCGUCCUGUCCACUAACGCCCUGCAGAUCACAUGGAACCAGCCAGCCCCCAACGUAACUGAUAGCAUCAUCGGAUACGUCUUGCACAUCCGCAAGAUAGGAGAGCCUGACAGUCUGGAGCUGCAGGAAGCCAUCAGUAAAAGCACCUUCCAGCAUGAUGUGACCAACCUGGAACCAGCCACCACCUACUCCCUCUACCUGAAGGCCUACUCUCCUCUGGGAGCCAGCCAGCAGUCUCACACUGUGGUAGCCACAACACUGGGCGGUGUGCCAACCCCUCCCACGUUCUUCACCAAGGUGGUGAAUUCCAGUGCCGUGCAGGUCCUCUGGGAGCUCCCCAGUAAGGCUGGCAAGGCUGAGGGCUUCAGGCUGUCUUACCGCAAGGUUCCCCACACCAGCUUCCAGGGACCCAUCCAGCUGCCUUGUCACAUCAAUGCCCACACCAUCUCUAACAUGGAACCGGGUGCAGUGUAUGAAGUCAAACUGGUGGCCUACAAUGGAAACGGAGAGAGUGACUGUUCCAAGAGACUGGUGUCACUGGCAGAGGAAGGCCUCAGUGACCAAAGCACCGGUGAGUGGAACACUCUGUGUCAGUGCAGGGAUGGAGAGGCCUCUCUGGGCAGCAUAGUCAUUGGCAUCCACAUCGGCACCGCCUGCAUCAUCUUCUGCGUCCUCUUCCUCAUGUUUGGAUACCGUCGCAGUCUUUUUUGCAGUAAAGGGACACAGGAAAGCUGGUCUGUCCCUCAGGACAACACAGGACACAUGGGCAACCCUAAAGAUGGAGCAAACUGCCCCAGGUUGGAAUCAGUGCCUCAGCAGGCGGUCUGUCCAGCACAGUGCCAGGUCGUCAUCGAGCAGCAGUCAUCGGGUUUGCCUGGCAUGGGCACUGGCUAA
Messenger RNA from Toxotes jaculatrix (banded archerfish), 3132 nucleotides. Its product is annotated as immunoglobulin superfamily DCC subclass member 3-like. Gene Ontology annotation, molecular function: protein binding. The record is from RefSeq and is a predicted model, not a curated record. Gene Ontology annotation, biological process: cell-cell adhesion; axon guidance. Gene Ontology annotation, cellular component: plasma membrane; axon. The transcript has 16 exons. The coding region runs from base 1 to 3132 and encodes 1043 amino acids. Lineage: Eukaryota; Metazoa; Chordata; Actinopteri; Toxotidae.